Messenger RNA from Mytilinidion resinicola, 2379 nucleotides. RefSeq lists its product as uncharacterized. The transcript is spliced from 7 exons. The coding region runs from base 1 to 2379 and encodes 792 amino acids. NCBI's taxonomy places the organism in Eukaryota, Fungi, Ascomycota, Dothideomycetes, Mytilinidiales, Mytilinidiaceae. Gene Ontology annotation, cellular component: plasma membrane. The record is from RefSeq and is a predicted model, not a curated record. Gene Ontology annotation, molecular function: ferric-chelate reductase activity. Gene Ontology annotation, biological process: copper ion import; intracellular iron ion homeostasis; iron ion transport.
AUGUUGCCCUUGUCUCUCGCCCUUGUGGCCCUUUUCUGGUCUCAAGGACUGUGCGAUGAACUCAAGAAGAACCAGGUCUGUGUCGACGCCGUUUUCGAGGCCUUCGGCGACCUCAAUUUUGAAGGCGUAGGCUACGGCGAGUACUAUGUGUCUAUCUGCAACAACUCUCUAAAAGCAAAUUCAAUCUAUGCGACGGCAAAGACGUAUUGCAAACCGGAAGAUAUCAAGCCUGGCUUCGCUAUGCUUUCAGAGUAUUGCGAGAACUAUGGCGAAGUCGAGCUAUUGCCCAUGUCCGACUUCGCCGACACUUUGACGGAGAGCUACAUCAGUAGUAUGCGGGUGAUAGAUUAUGGAGAAGUAGCGGAGACAGACAACAUCACAACGACGGUGCUGCUAUCUCGCUCAUACUUCCUGGUGUCAUAUCGGACAAUUACUAUCUGGGACUUCGAAAUGUGGUCUCAUCACACAUAUGGAUUCGCAUUAUAUGGGUUCUGGGGUAGUGUAUUGCUGCUUGCCAUGAUCAACCGGUUCAUCAACUUCGUCUUCCAUAAACGACAAAGUCGAGUCGGCACAGACCCAGAACACAAUGCUCCUUUACCGAAUGCUUCGUCAAACAAGCUCCUCGUUCCUGUGUACGCCGUCCGGCACUGGAUUCGAGCAAAUAUCAUUGUUCCUGCUGCCUUUGGAUCCCACCAUCAACGCCUUUACUACUGGUUCACCGUUCCGACACGCCUGGAGGCAAUCAUAGUAUUUUCGUAUUGGGCUAUCAGCAUCAUUUUCUCAGGCAUCAAUUACCGCACUUUUAUUGGAAACCUCUACUGGAACAACAUCUCGCCACAGGUAUGGCGUUAUGUCGCUGACCGUACCGGCAUCUUGUCCUAUGCCAAUCUCUCUCUCAUCUGGAUGUUUUCCGGCCGCAAUAACAUAUUCAUAUGGGCGACGGGAUGGAACUUCUCUACUUUCAACAUCUUUCAUCGUCACGUUGCUCGGAUCGCUACCUUGCAGGCCAUCGUGCAUUCCAUUGCGUGGACAGUAAUAUACGUGGACGACGGUUACUAUAAAGAAGAGUUUGCUGAAGUUUGGUUCCUUAUGGGGGUAGUGGCUACUGUCCUGAUGAGCUGUCUGCUUCUGUUCUCAUCGGUGUGGCUUCGAAAGAAGUUCUAUGAGGUCUUCUUGCUGAUCCAUAUUGCGUUCUCGAUCGUGGUCCUUGUUGCCCUCUUCUAUCAUACCACCAUUUUCGAUGGAGAAUAUAACCCUUACCUCUGGCCUCCGGUUGCUAUCUGGGCCUUUGACCGAUUCCUUCGCGUUGUCCGCCUCGUAGCCUGCAACAUUAGCCUAAGAUUCGGCGGAAAGAAACUGCAGCACACCAAAACUAUUGCAACUUAUAGCAAGGAAACAAACGCUAUUAGACUUGAGAUCGUCCCCGGGUCUGCAUUCCUCAAACCGAAUCCAGGGGCCCACUACUUUGUUUAUCAACCUUUAAGUUGGAAGGGGUAUGAGAAUCACCCGUUUACAAUGGGUGCCUGGACUUCCGCAUCCGAAAAUGAUGCCUCUGCACCAACACACUCAACUUCAUCGAAUAAGAUAGAGAGCGAGAUCGUAGUCUCCACCUCAGCCGUCUCAUCUGGCUCAGCUUCAGCUUCCAGCAAUCAGGACCAUCCUACGACAUUAACCCCCGGCGACAUUAGCCUCAUUUUUUGGAUUAGACCGUUCAACGGCUGGACUCGCCGCAUGCGCAACGAGUGCCUCAAAGCCACGGACGGCGUCGUCACCCGCUCCAACAUCCUCAUCGAAGGUCCAUACGGCGAGCGCGCACCUAUGCACAACUACGAGACCGUCCUGCUUAUCGCCGGCGGAACUGGCAUCGCCGCAGCCGUGCCCUACAUCCAAGACCACAUCCGUCGCUCCUCACCCCGCCAAAUAGACGGCCAGCUCACCUUCUCCACCCGCACUCGUCGCGUCGAGCUCAUCUGGACAUGUCGACAGGCGGGGCUCAUCAACAACAUCGCCAACCGGGAGCUUGCGCCCGCGCUUGCCCGCGACGACGUCCACGCUUCGCUCUUCUGUACGCGGGAUAGUGGCGCCACGACGCUUUCGAGCUCGGCGGUGUCGGAGAUUAGCCCCGUGGAAGACAAGGAGUUUUCUGUGACUUCGCCGCGCGAGUGCGAUGUCAAGAUCGAGCAUGGGCGGCCGGAUGUCAGGGGGGCUAUUCUGCAGACUGCGCGCAGUAUCAGCGCUGAGGGCUCGAAGGCUGGGAAGAUUGCGAUACUGGUUUGCGGUCCGGCGGGGAUGGCGGAUGAGGCUAGGGCAGCCGUGCACACUGCUAUGAAGGAGGGGUGUCGGUCUGUUGAGUAUAUCGAGGAGGCUUUUGGGUGGUAG